AAUGUGGAUGUGACACAGCGCCAACAUCGCGGCAGCGUCUUCCCCAGGAGCAAUGUCCCUGCCGGCUCAGACAUGGUGCUGUGAUCACCACCUGCACUAGGACAGUGCUUGGGGCUCAUCUCCAGCCUCGUGCCUGUGAAGGUGCCGGGACCCUGAGCAGAGCGGAUCAGCAGCCUCCCGAGGAAGACCCUGUGAAGCUGGAGCUGCAGAGACCCUCCCCAGGGAGACGGGGACAGAGCGGCUCCCUGACGCCUGGGCCGGGCCAGCUGCAGGAGGGGCAGGGCAGGCCGGCAAAGCAGGGGCAGAGCAUGGAGCUCCGGGAGGUGUUUGAGGACGUGGCAGUGUAUUUCACACGGGAGGAGUGGGAGCUGCUGGAAGAGGAGGACAAGGGCCUUUACCGGGACCAGAUGCUGAGGAACUACCAAGCCCUCGUUUCCCUGGGUAAAGCUCUGGUUCUUGCCUCUCCCUGGAGCCAUGUGAGCUCUGAAGUAGUGUUGUCUUCUCCCUGGUUUUCAAGCAUCUCAUCCUCAUAA
Messenger RNA from Alligator sinensis (Chinese alligator), 533 nucleotides. RefSeq names its product zinc finger protein 316-like. Gene Ontology annotation, biological process: regulation of DNA-templated transcription. The transcript is spliced from 3 exons. The annotation marks the transcript as partial. Lineage: Eukaryota; Metazoa; Chordata; Crocodylia; Alligatoridae. The record is from RefSeq and is a predicted model, not a curated record.